UGUGUAUGUUUCUCUCUCUCUUCCUCUUUAACAUCCCUCCUCUCUUUUUUUUCCUCCACUCCAGACCACCAUGAUGAAAUUCGUGGCUCUCGCUCUUCUCCUGGCAGUCGGCUCCCAGGCCGCUUCCCUGCAGGCUGAUGCCCCCUCCCAGCUGGACCACAUCAGGUCCGUUGUGGAUCUCUACCUGACGCAGGCAAAGGACGGUGCCAUCAAAGCUCUGGACCAGCUCGAUGACACUCCAUACCAGGAAAUGAAGGCUAACCUGGCUCAGCGCCUGCAGGACAUGCACAGCAACAUCAAGGCGAUGCAGGCCCAGGUCUCCCCCAUGACCGACAGCUUCGUCUCCACCGUCGCCGACGCCACCGCCGAACUCCGCGCCACCCUCACGGCCGACAUCGACGCUCUGAGAGCCGACCUGGAGCCCAAGCGCGAGAAGCUGAGGGAGGUGCUGGAGAAGCACAUGGAGGAGUACCGCACCCACCUGGAGCCGGUGGUCAAGGAGCACUACGCCAGGCACAACGCCGAGAUGGAGGCUCUGAGGGCCAAGCUGGAGCCCGUCAUGGAGGAGCUGCGCCAGAAGGUCGCCACCAACGUGGAGGAGACCAAAGCGGCCCUCAUGCCCAUCGUGGAGUCCGUGCGCGCCAAGCUCACCGAGCGCCUGGAGACCCUGAGGGCGGCGGCGGCCCCUCACGUGGAGGAGUACAAACAGCAGAUGAUGCAGCUCUACAACCAGGCGCAGGGCGUCAACGCCGAGGAGCUCACCGCCCUGAAGGAGAAGCUGGCUCCGCUGGCAGAGGACAUUAGGGCCAAGCUCGCCGCCAUGGUCGGCGUCAUCACCGAAACCUUCAACAAAAACUAAAUCCUCUCUUUCCCUCCCUUUAACUAACCUCGCCUUCCAGGCUGAUCCAUCUAAGCUGUCUCUUAUGCUCUUUCUACCCCCCCACCCCCACCCCCCGCCUCCCUCCCACAAACAGACCACCUCAGAAGUGAAGCUGGUGCCUAACUUAUGAACGAACAUGGCGGAACUUCCUCUCCUCCGAGCACACACGCAAGCACGCGCACAGAGGCACAUCCACACUCAACACACACACACAUACACACGCCAGCGCGCCUUUGUCUUUUCAUGCCAUCUGCUAACAUGUUGUGUAUGAAUUGUGUGUGAAUUGCCACACGGGCUUGAAUCUCUGUGUAAUAAAUGGUAACUGUGCUUUGAUGAAAAAAAAAAUACAGCUCAAUAAACAUCUGACUGUUUAUAAAACUGUC
Fundulus heteroclitus (mummichog) is the source of this 1263-nucleotide messenger RNA. RefSeq names its product apolipoprotein A-I. Gene Ontology annotation, molecular function: lipid binding. The record is from RefSeq and is a predicted model, not a curated record. Lineage: Eukaryota; Metazoa; Chordata; Actinopteri; Cyprinodontiformes; Fundulidae. The coding region runs from base 71 to 859 and encodes 262 amino acids. Gene Ontology annotation, biological process: lipid transport; lipoprotein metabolic process. The transcript is spliced from 3 exons. Gene Ontology annotation, cellular component: extracellular region.